UGGAAUGUAUCUUAGUAACAAUGAAGUGGCUGGAACAACUUGCCGUGACGAUGUGAAUCAAACCGUCACUGUUAUGGACUCGUACGAUGACUAUGAAUCAGAACCAAUAGAAUACACAACCAUUCACGAAAUUGAUACAAUUUGCCAAAAUGUUACGUUACCUCUAAACGCAUCACACAACACCUUUUGUAAUGGUUGCCUGCAGACUCUUAGGAUUGAACAAUCUAAUAUAUCUGUGAUACCACCAUUAGCAUUUAGUCAUGAACCCAAGGUUACAGCUCUAUUCUUAUCUGAUUUAAACAUUUCGCAAAUAUUACCAGGUGCUUUUGGUCAAACAAUACUAACCCUUAUUGACCUGUCUGGUAAUAAUCUAUCAGAAAUUAGUUUAGGAGUUUUCAACUCACUUCAUAACUUAAAAGCUCUUGUUCUAUCAAAAAACAAACUUACCAUGUUACCAAACCAUUGUUUUACUGGUUUGACAAAUUUAGAAGUUUUAGAUUUGUCAUAUAACAAGUUACUUGCUUUUUAUUUCGCGGUGUUUGAUCCAAGCUUACAUACAAUGUCUAUACUGGAUUUAAGUUAUAACGAACUUCUAAAAUUUGAAGUUGACGUCAAAAUAAAUAUUAGCAAAAUCGUAUUGAAGAACAACUCCCUUCGUUCGAUGGAUUUCUGCCCAUUGAUGUUCCAUCAAGUUCAAAUGAGCAUAAACAAAAUAGAUCAACUUGUUUCUGAAAAAUGUAUUACAAACGAAACAAGAUUAAUACACUUUGAUGUUAGCUUCAACAAUAUUGAUAAAAUUGAUCCUACUUAUUUUGAAAAUGCCACAAAAUUAAUCAAACUUAAUCUAAAUAAUAAUAACAUAAGUAACCUACCGCAAGAAAUUUUUAGCAAUCUCAACAGAGUACAAGAGUUGAACAUUUCUCAUAACUCCAUUAAGACUUGCGAAUUUGGCAUUUUUGACAAUUUAAAAAAUAUUAAAACAGUGGAUAUUUCCAACAAUAAGUUAGAUGGCUAUCCCAAGUCUCUUCACUCUUUAAGUACUCUAACUAAACUCUAUCUUGAAAACAACGGCAUCUUAAAUAUAGAUCCAAAGUAUUUUGAUGACUUUCCAGUUUUGAAAGAGAUAUCACUGAGUACCAUGAACUUAUCAUGUGAUAAUUUAGUGGACUUAUUUCGUGUUCUUAAAAAAAGAAAUGUUACAAUAAUAAGCAAGGCUGUCAAGAAUGCUUCUAGUGUUCAUGGUAUUGCAUGUACAAAUCCUGAAGAAAUUGUGUCAUCAAAACUUCCGCUAUACGAAAAUGCUUCUAAUGAAGUUCUCGAAAAUGUUUUCCAGAAUUAUUUUGACAGUGGUUUCAAAAAGAGCAAUUUCUUUAAAUACCUAAAUAACUUUCAGCUAUCUAAUAGUGUGGCGAACAUACAACAAGAACCAUUUUCACCUACGGAAAAAUCAGAGUUAGAAGAAAAGUUAGAGGAGAACUCCAAAGAUAUUAAUGACCUAUCAUACCUAUUUAGGCAGUACUUAGCUAAAGAAAAUGUGAAUAAGGAUGAAAAUAAUUCGGAUGAAUCUAUAAAUGAUGUAAAUCUCGGCAGUUAUUUGAAUAGCUUAAAUGAGACUAUCGCAUCAAAAUUAACUGAUAAUAAGGCCGAUGAAAUUAUUGAUACACAAGCAAAUGAAUACGAGAAAAUUAUAGUUCUUCUUUCAAUUAAUACCAUUCUUUUUAUAUUUGUUUGUAUAUCUAUUUUGGUUGUCGUUGUAUAUUAUAUAAAAAAGCCGUAUAAAAGCGUACCACAAGAACAGGUAGAACUUGUCAGCAAAUGCUAGGUAAACAUAUAAAAUAAUUGUACCGUAUUCGAAUAUUAUACAUUCCACACAUUACCGCAUCUCUAUGAAAUCGUGGUUAAUAAUAAGCAGUAAGGCCACGUUAACAUGACAAGAGCUUAACGCGACUUCAACGCUUGUCAUGUGAACAUGACUUCAAGGAUCGUCCAUAAACUACGUCGUAGAGAAAUGGGAGGGGGACUUUGCAUAUUACGUUGGCAUAUGACAGGAGGGAGUAAGGGGCAUUAGUGCACGGUUCUUAGACAUACUGACAUACUACGGUUGCCUAGAUCGACAGUGGUGGGGAGACUUCAGUUUUUGACUUUACGUCACAAGAGUACAGAAUCCCAUAUUUUUAAAUGAUUUUCGAUCAUCGAAUUUGUGUUAUUGUGUAUACAUGUGUACUAUUUGUGUUAUUAUUAAAUAAUAAGACAAAUAAUACACAUUUUAUCUUAUACCGUGUGGUGAAUCGUAAAACGGGACAUAGGAAACUCAAUGUAAAAUUCUAAACUGCUGAAUUCCUGCUUCCCUAAUUAUUU
Molecule: messenger RNA, 2358 nt
Organism: Diabrotica virgifera virgifera (western corn rootworm)
Lineage: Eukaryota; Metazoa; Arthropoda; Insecta; Coleoptera; Chrysomelidae
Product: leucine-rich repeat-containing G-protein coupled receptor 4-like
Exons: 1
Coding region: 5-1822 (605 amino acids)
Cellular component (GO): extracellular matrix
Molecular function (GO): protein binding
Source: RefSeq, a predicted model, not a curated record